This is a messenger RNA of Elaeis guineensis (African oil palm), 1848 nucleotides long. Lineage: Eukaryota; Viridiplantae; Streptophyta; Magnoliopsida; Arecales; Arecaceae. The record is from RefSeq and is a predicted model, not a curated record.
UUGCUAUCUGACGCGCACCGGCUAUUGACCUCCGACGGCCGGGAUUCCUCCACGUGGCACCAAUGGAAGGUCACCGUGCUUCACAGCGAUUCGCCGAUGCCUUCCCUCUCCGGCCUUCCCUCAUCUCCACUUCCUCCCCCACCUCUACUCUCCAGAGAAGAAGCAAAGUUUCAGAGGAGAAGAGAGUAACAUAUGCCAACUUCUACCCCAGAUGAGUAUCAGUCCCGAUUUCUAAAGCUGUGUUUUGUAAUCAUUUCUCGGUGCUAAAUUUAUGUUUAUAGUCAUUUAGUUCAUGUAAAAAUACCAUUGUUGUAGGGAAACAGAUUAGUUCUAUGUCACCAUAAUCCUAUUUCCUGCAUUAGAAUCAUUGGAGAUGGAAUUUUUCCACCCAAAGUGCCAUCUUUUAGAGGACCCCAUGCUUCGAUUUGCUUUCGAAUCCCGAAAGAUGGCACCUUUUUUAUUAUGAUCCCUCGUUUUCUACUAUAUUGGCCGGCCAGUUCUCGUUCUUGUACCUGAUGGAUAGCACCCAGGGGGGCAGCAACCACCUCCCUGCUGGCCCAGAGCAUUCUCUUGUGGCGGCACCAAGGGGCCAAGACAAGGGGAAGAGGGACGAUUGGAGUGAGAGUGGUGUCUUGUGUUUACUAGAGGCCUAUGAGUCAAGGUGGAUCCUUCGGAACCGGGCGAAGCUGAAAGGGAGUGACUGGGAGGACAUAGCACGCCAAGUGUCUGUUAGGUGCUUGGGAACGAAGGCGCUCAAGACCCCCGCUCAGUGCAAGAAUAAGAUUGAGUCAAUGAAGAAAAGGUACCGGGCAGAGUCGGCCGCUGCUCAUGAAUCAAAAUCAUGCUCUUCAUGGCAGUUCUAUGCCCGUAUGGAUGGCUUGCUGAAGGGGACCCCGGAUUGCGUGGCUCAGCCCAAAUCCAAUCAUAAUAUCAAUCUCCAAGCUUUGCCAAAGGUGGCGGCAGAGGCCGAAGUCGAGGGGUGCUUGAAGGAUAGCAACCAAGAUGAUGCGUUGAACACAUUGCCAGUUGAUGCUAACGCUGUCAAUAAGGACAACAAUGAUAAGAAAGAGAGUAAGGGUGAUAGUGAUGUGAGUGCCCCAAGAAACAAGGUGGCGAACACCAAGGAUGAGACAGGGAAGGCUCGUAAUCCAUCCAAGAGGAGGAAGGGAUCAGGAGAUGAGGUGGCGGAUAGCAUUAGGUUAAUUGCUCAAUCAGUUUUGAAAAUUGAGCAGGCAAGGAUAGAGAUGUACAAGGAUUCUGAAAGGAUGAGAGUGGAGGCAGAGAUUAAGCGUGGGGAAAUGGAACUUAGGAGGACAGAAAUUAUAGCAAAAACCCAGCUGCAGAUUGCGAAGCUUUUCGCAAAGAAGUCACGUGGGAGAAGCAAUAAGAGUGAGGGCUCAUCUUUAGCAACUGAAAUCGAUAUGCUACCAAGGAGAGAUGGAACGGGUGAUUAGCUGCAUGAUGUGGAUUAUGUUCAAAGCAAUGGUUCAUGCCAUGUUGUUCCCUCAAGCGAUAAUAUCCACUGAUUCAAUCUCCAAAAUUUGUAUGCUGUAUAUACCAGUGUAUCAAUCAGUGUGUACUAUCUAUAAUUCCAAAACUCGGAGAGAAUUUGCUUCCCCUCAAAAGGGAUCUCAGUUGCAGCAAUGGGUUGAAUAAUUAAUAAAAUGAUGGCUAACCUGCAAUUGCUGAGAACUGUUUUUGGCUCUCAAAAAAUGUAGGUACUUGGGGUUCACAUCUGCGGCCACUUAUUGUUGUACAAUUUUAUGUAUCUUGGGAAAACAAUGGCAGGUGCAUGUUCACUUGGAUUGGUGAUGUCCCUUUAUUUAAUAUUGAUUAACUGUUACUGUC